AUGAAAACUGCAGUAUCACUCAUCUUUUUUGCUAUUUUCAGUGCAGAAGUUGCGAUUUCUCAGAGAUAUGAUGGUUAUCCAUAUGAAGCAGAUUUCCUGGAUAUGGAUCCUGAUUCUAUUCUGGAAGAAAAUGCCAUUAUUACAGCGAAUGCUACGUGCGGCGUAGAUCGUAAGGAAUACUUCUGUCGACUUGUUGAACAUGCUGAUGGUUUUAAUACAUACGAUGGUCGGCUUUAUCGGACACCAAGGCAAGUUUUAACUUACAGCCAAGAAGCUAAGUCUUAUCGUGAUCCAAGUGGACAAUGGGUGCAAUGUGGUUAUUGCGAUGAUAAAGAUCCUAAUCUGCGGCAUCCAAUCGAAUAUGUUCUCAGCGGUGAAGCUAAUUUGUGGUGGCAAAGCCCAUCUUUGGCGCAAGGUUUAAAAUAUCAUGCAGUGACAAUUACUAUGGAUUUUCGUCAGGUAUAUCAAAUUGUUUAUGUUCUUCUACGUAUGGGUGAUAGUCCAAGACCAGCUAAUUGGAUAUUAGAACGUUCAAUAGAUGGUGAUACCUAUUAUCCAUGGGUAUUUUUUGCUAAAACUGAAUAUGAUUGUAAAAAGCUAUAUGAACCAUUGAAUAAUUAUCGUCCAUUAACAAUAACAAGUGGACCAAGACCAUGGCAUUUAGGUGAUGAUGAAGUUUAUUGUACAACAUUUUAUAGUCAACCACAAGCAUUACAAUCAGGUGAAAUUAUUGUCACUCUGACAUUGGAUCGUGAAAGUACCAUUUCAACGGAAUCCGGUCUUGAAACGCCAAUCUCAUCAAAAUUAAUUGAUUUCUUAUCAGCCAGAUUUGUACGAUUACGUUUUCAACAAUUACAAACACUUUCUGGUGAUUGGAUGGCUAUGCCGAAUCAAUUAGAUAGUUCUGUUUAUAAUAGGUAUUAUUAUUCAAUUCGAACAAUUAAAGUUGGUGGAAAAUGUGUAUGCAAUAGUCAUGCUAGUCGAUGUGAACAAAAAACAAUUGAAGGUGUACCUCGUGCUGUAUGCGACUGUCAACAUAAUACAUGUGGAAAUAAUUGUGAAAAAUGUUGCCCAUUAUUCAAUCAACAACCAUGGCGUCCAGGAAGAAUAUGUGAAGAAUGUAAUUGUAAUCAAAAGGCGGAUGAAUGUGUUUAUAAUCAAACAGUUGCAAAUUUACGUUUAAGUAUGCGUAAAGAUGGUGUACUAGAAGGUGGUGGAGUUUGUAUAAAUUGUCGUGAAGAUACAACUGGUGUGAAUUGUGAAAAAUGUAAACAAGGCUAUUAUCGUCCAUUAAAUAUACGACCGGAUUCAUCAUUUCCAUGUAGACCAUGUGAAUGUAGUACAUUUGGUUCAACUGGGGAUUGUACAUCGAAUGAUGCUGAGAUACCAGAAAGAUAUCCUGGUGAUUGUAUUUGUAAAGAAGGUUAUGCUGGUCGACGUUGUGAUCAAUGCGCUGAAGGUUAUCAACGUUCAAAUAUUGAUCCACAAUUAUGUAUACCAUGUACAUGUGAUAUACGAGGUAGUCAUCGUGGUCCAGGUUAUCAAUGUGAACCACCGUGUAAUUGUAAAAUUAAUGUUGAUCCAGACUCACAUUGUAAUGCAUGUCAAAAAGGAUUUUUCAAUUUAGAUGUGAACAAUCCUGAAGGUUGUCAAUCAUGUUAUUGUUCCGGUCUUACUGAUCAAUGUACCAGUGUGACUGCAUCCACUGCAAUGAUAUUAGAAAGUAAAGGAUUACUUGGUCCAAUUACUACAUUAGAUAAUUGGAAAAUUAUAAUACCAGAUUUAACAACUCCUGAUACAAGUUACAUGAUACCGAUGAUGAUAGAAACAUCCAUACCAACAGACAGAAUUCUAUUUGCUCAAUUACACACAAUUGAAACAUGGUUAUCAUCAAUCACAUCUAAACCGAUUACACGUGGUUAUUAUUGGUCAGCACCGAAGCAAUAUUUAGGCAAUCAAAUUACAGCAUAUCGUGAUACACUGAAUGUGAUAUUACGUUUUAAUUCACCAACAAUGCUUGCUUAUCGUCCAUCAUCUGUAGGUAGCAGUAGUAGUAGACAAUAUUCCACUAGUAGAUCAAUGGCUAUGAUUGAUCAUUUAAAUUAUAUGUGGUUACAUGAACCAGAUAUUGUGAUUGAAGGUAAUGGUUAUCGUCUAGUUCAUAUACUCCCGCCAACUUAUCGUGAAACGCAUAUGAUAUUAAAUAUACCUCUUGUUGAAUCAUCAUUUCGUGUGAUUAUUGAACCGCCAACUUCUAUACCAUUAGAUCGUUUCCCAAUCAACUGGUUACAAGGUGAUCAUCAUCGUCGUCAACAACAGCCGCAACAGCUGUCACAACAACAGCAAUUUGAUGAGUCAACAUUUGAACAAGUCGGUCGGCCAGCUACAAUCACUGAUCUCAUGAAUGUACUGUCGAGUAUUGAUCGAUUAUUGAUUAAAGUGAAAUAUAUCACUGAUCAAACAACUAUUGAAUUAAUGUCUGUGACACUUGGUCGACCAAUCAUACAUGAUAUAAUGAAUGGUUUAUCAACUAUUGAAGAAUGUAUUUGUCCAAUUGGUUAUGCUGGGCUAUCAUGUGAAUCAUGUUCCAUUGGUUAUUAUCGUCAUUAUCAACAUCAACCAAUGAAUCAAUCUGUUUUCUCGCCAUCAUCGUCAACAUCAACAUCAGCGACAACUUUAUCAAUAUGGCAUAAUAAAAUGUUCAUGACACGACAAUUAUUCGUGUGUAAAUCAUGUGAAUGUCAUGGACAUUCAACGGAGUGUGAUGAAAAAACAGGUGUUUGUAUUAAUUGUCUUCAUAAUACUGCCGGUGAUCGAUGUGAUCAAUGUGCACCAGGAUUUUAUGGUGAUCCAAGCAAUGGUGAUCCAACAGCAUGUCAAUCAUGUGAAUGUCCACUAUUGAAUAAUCAAAUGACUACAGUUUGUACAGCACAUAACGAUAAAGAAUUAUUGAAUGAAGAGAAACCUUAUGUUUGUUUAGAUUGUACAGAGAAUACUCGUGGACGUUAUUGUGAAGUAUGCGCUGAAAUGUAUUUUGGUGACCCGUUGAAUGGUAUACCAUGUCAACCAUGUAAUUGUGGUCCAACAGCUAUUGGAUGCAAUGCAACAAAUGGUGCGUGUCUAUGUGGAUUCAAUACAAUUGGACCACAAUGUGAUGUAUGCGCUGAAGGAACACAUGGUGAUCCGACUAGAGGACAACCAUGUAGACCAUGUAAUUGUCAUCCAAAAGGCAGUCUAUCACCAUCAUGUCGACUUGAAGAUGGUCAAUGUAGUUGUUUGCCCACCUAUGAAGGUAUUCGAUGUGAUCAGUGUAUCGCUGGUCGUGGUAAUACAGAAGCUGGUUGUCCACCGUGUCAAUGUGAUCCAAUCGGUACCAGACCAGAGUAUUUAACUACAUGUGACCCGGUGACAGGACAAUGUUCAUGUAAGCCAGGUGUUGGUGGUACACGAGAUUGUUCAACAUGUCAAGUUGGUUUUUACAAUUUAGGUCCGAAUGGAUGUACAGAAUGCAAAUGUACUUCACGAGCAAUUGAUCGAACAUGUAAUCCAAUCACUGGUCAAUGUAAUUGUGGUGAAAAUGUUAUCGGAGAUACAUGUGACAAAUGUUUGCCUGGAUUUUAUUGGAAUGUAACUGGAUCCAAUUGUUUACCGUGUAAUUGUGGCAUUGGAACUGAAUUAACAAAAACAUUGAAUCAAUACACUGAAUGUGAUAUGAAUACUGGUCAGUGUAAAUGUACAGCACAUGUGAUUGGAAGAGAUUGUACAGAAUGUGAAUUAGGCUAUUUUGGUGUUUCUGAAUCAGGUUGUAAACCAUGUUUACCUUGUCCAAAUGGUCAAGUAUGUGAUCAAAUCACUGGGAAAUGUAUUUGUCCACCAAAUACUGAAGGUGAUCGAUGUGAUAAAUGUAUGCCUGGUUCAUGGGAUUAUAAUCCAGUGAUUGGUUGUAAAAAAUGUAAUUGUUCCAUAGAUGGUUCUGUUAUCGGUCUUGAUGACCAAUGUGAUUUGAUGACAGGUCAAUGUACAUGUAAAACAGAAUUUGCCGGUCGUGCAUGUAAUCAAUGCAGUAUAGGUUAUUAUGGUUAUCCUAAUUGUAGAAAAUGCAACUGUGAUAUGCGUGGUACUUUAUGGACAAAUUUAUCUAUCUCAGAUACAGUUGUACCAUGCAAUCCUAUUGAUGGGCAAUGUAAUUGUAAAGAAAAUGUUGAGAUCAUUUCAACUGAUGAUUCAAGAUAUCCAGGUGGACCAAUGAUUGAUUUAAAACUUGGUCUAAAAGAUACUGAUGUCAAUGAAUUAAUUAUUGGUUUAAGUCAAUUCAAUUGGCGUUUCUCUGUACAUCGACCAACUUAUUUAGAAAUACCCGAAUUGAAAGGUUCAUUAAUGCGUAAUUAUGGUAGUGUAGUGAUUGGUGUACUGACAGAAUGUUUGCCAACUGGUGAUUGUAAACUUGGCAUUGAAGAUUCACAAUUGAUUACUCAGCAUCAUCAAUAUUGGUCAAAUUUAUCUAACAAUUUAAUGAUACCAUCACGAAAUGAUAAUGUUGAUGCACGAAUCACAGCAUUGAAUGGUGAAAUUGAAUUGGAAUAUCAACAACCAUCGGAAAAUCUACCGACAUCCAUUGUUGAUGGUUAUCGUCAAAUAUGGCUUCGUGAACAAGAUUGGGUGUUGACACGUGUCAAUGGGAUUAGUACACGUGUUCGACCUACACGUAAUGAAUUAAUGUUGGCUUUAUUAAAUGUCACCUCAUUUAGUGUACGGUUAUUUAUGCCAGAAGCAAGACCAAAACUUGUAAGUGUAAAAUACAAAAUCUAUCAACCACGUGCAGAAAUCACCACUUUAUCUGGCAGUGAAAUUAAAACCAUUGAAAAAUGUGAAUGUCCACCAACUGCGUCGGGUGAUCAUUGUGAGAUUGCUUCAUCUGGUUUCUACUUUCCACCAAUAAAACCAAAACCUGGCAAUGAAAUAUUACCUCCAACUGAGAUCAUUGAUCCUACUGCUCCACCAGGACACAUAAUUUGGGAAGGUGGUGCACAAAAAUGUCGUUGUAAUGGUAUGUCCUCAAAUUGUGAUCCAAUCACUGGUAUCUGUUUGGAUUGUACUGGGAAUACAGAAGGUCUGGAUUGUGGAAAAUGUGCUGUAGGUUAUAUGGGUGAUCCGAAACUUGGACAACCUUGUGUUAAAUGUCAAUGUCCUACUGAACAAACUGAUUACGCAAUCACAUGUACACCAUCAACGGAUCCAACUUAUUUACCGCACCAAUGUACAUGUAAAUUAGGUUAUACUGGUCUACGUUGUGAACAAUGUUCCCCAGGUUAUUAUGGUGAUCCGACAAGUAUGAUAGCUUGUCAACCAUGUGAUUGUGAUCUGGGCGGUUCUAAAUCGGAAACAUGUAAUCAACAAACUGGACAAUGUGACUGCUGGCCAGGUAUUCAAGGACGUCGAUGUGAUCAAUGCGAAGAAGAUCAUGUCGUUGAUCAUGGAACAUGUCGUGAUUGUCGUGGACCAUGUACCGGUGAAUUAAUCAAUAAAGCCGAUUAUGUCAAAUUACAAAUAAACGAACUAAACAUUACAACAUUAGCUUAUCAAGGUUUAACUCGGUUGAGACAACAAAUUGAAAUGAAUCAAAAACGUUUCAGUACAACACGUCAACAAUUAGAACAUGAAAUUAUUGCACGUACUAAACAAUUAUCACGACAAUUUAAUGAACUCAAUCAAAAUUAUGAACGAAUUUUGGGGAAUUACAAAACAUUGGAUCAAUCCAAUUGUGAUCUAUUAAAACAAACCGAUGAGUUACGUGUACAAUCGGAAAUGAUCAAAGAUCAAUUAGAACGUUGGAUAAAUCGUUUAACAAAACAAGAAUUUGGUUUAGCUAGUACUGAGGUGGAAUUACAACAAUGGCAAGAAUAUGCACGUCAAAUUAAAAAUGAUUUAAUGAAUAUUAAUUUAAACGAUACAGAAUUAUGGUUAAAUGAUUUGGAAUGGCAAAUUCAAACAAACAUUGAACAAAUUGAAACAUUGAAACAAUUAAUGAAACAACAACAACAGAAAAUUAAAAAUGAUUUAAAUCAGUUGAAUAUUUAUCAAAUGAUACAACAAUAUUUAACAGAUUAUCAAACAAAUCAAGCUUAUCGUAUAAGUAAUGGUACAAAGUUAGCAAUGAAUGAGUUAGAAAUAGCAUUAAAUAAAGCAAACACUUUGAUUGAUACAGUGAAAACAACAACAAGUCUGACUACAUUACAAUUAUAUGACAAAGAAAUAAAAAAUUUAGAUGAAGAAUUAUUGAAACUUGAACAAUUGUUACCAGUGAAUCAAGAAGAACAAUUAUUUAGAAUUGAACAAUUGAACAAUCUUAUCCAACAAUUAAAUGAAAUCCAGCUACCAAAUAUUCAACACAUAUAUAUACCACCGGAAUUAUUGACACAGACAAUUGAACCAAUUGAACAAGAAUCCAAACGUAUCAUUGCUAGACUCACACCAUCGGGUCGAUUAAAUCAAACUUACUUGGCAUACAAUGCUUAUCAAUCGAUUAUUGACAAUGUGAAAUUAGCUGAGAAUGCAACUAAUGAUGCAGAGAAUGCCUUUUUAAAUAGUACCACAACUAUAGAUGGUCAACAGCUGUCAUGGCAAGAUCAAUUGAAGCAGGUCAUUGAUCAACGUGAUCAAAUUACGGAUGUGUUAAAUAAUCAAUCGAUUAUUUAUGGUUCACAUAAUGAAACGCUGAAUAUACUUGAUAAAGAAUUAGGCGAAACUGAGAAUGAUUUGAAUACAUUGGAUCAAAUUGCUGGGAAUAAUUUGAAAUUAACAAAAACUAUUGUGAAUAAAGUUGAUUCAAUACAACAAUUUUUAAAAGAUACCAAACCAUUAAUUCAAAAUGUUUCAAAUAAAUUAGACAUGCAAACAGAACGCUACAAUGCAUUGCAUGAUCGUUUACAAGAAAUGGAAAAUCGUUUUUCUCAAGUGCAAGGCACAGCGAAAACUUUAGUUGAUCGAGCCAAUACCAGUCAAUCUCAUUUAAUCAAAUCCAUAAAUGAAGCAGAAACCGCAGCAAGACAAUUAGAUUUGAAAUUAUUAAAUUUACGUCGUCUAACUGAUGAAGCACACUCAUUGUUGGAUGUCAUCUAUGGCACUGUAUCACAUGAUCCCAUUCCAUUACAAUUAGGUCAAGAUUGUGUGUACACGCUGGUACCGUAUAGUUUAACAAAAUCACGUGUAUUCGAUAUUGAAUUUUGGUUCAGUUUGAACAGUUUACCAAAUAAUAAUAAUCAGUUAUUGAGUAUAAGCAGUGUUUUAAUGGUUGGACGUAGAGCAUUUGAAGGUCAUACACAAAUGUUUGCAUUGACUAUUGAAGCUCCAGAGGCCAAAUUACGUUUUUCAUGGAAUACACCGAAUGGUCUCCUAGAAUUAGGUCCAGUUCAUACGAACACAUGGUAUCAUGUACGUGUUACAUCAGUAGGCGGUGAAACAAAAAUGAUACUCAUGGAACGACCAUAUCAAGAUCAAGGGGAUGUGAUACCGAAAAUCCAGCAGAUCACUACAACCAAUGGUACACUUGAUCAAGAAGCGAAUUUGAUUAUGGACAGGCAAAUGGAAUUACGUAUUGGUGGUGUAUUCCAGUCAAGUAGUCGUUUAAGUAAUCCGGAAGCAUGGGGUGAUAAUGGUGCAGAGGAAUUUUGGUCAAGACUUAUGUCAAUGGAAUCAAUGAAAUUUUGUAUGUUUAAUUUAAGAUUAAGUGGUUUGCCAAUGAGUUUAGUGAAUUUCGCUGAUGUGAAUUUAGAAUGUUCCAAACCGAAAGAAUAUCAAUGUCAGUUUGGUAAAAAUCGUCGUUACGUUCGAAAUGGUUAUAUCUGGGAGAAACAAGGUGAACUAGAUCAAUUAACUAAUGUUGCACGUCCAUCACAAUCACUUGAUCCCUCGUUAUCAUUGACACGAAUGUUUUUCUAUGAUUUCAAUGGAGCUGGUGGUUAUGCCCGAUUGAAAUCAAUUAAUAAUUUAGAUUUUUGCAAAGAUCAAUUCGAUUUUCAAUUGACACCAUUGAAAGAAUAUCAACGAUCGAAUAUGACAGUGAUGACAUUUUUAAAUUAUGAUAAAGAUUACGGCAUCACCAUCGAAUUGGUUAAUGGUCGACCUGAAGCACAUUAUUGGUAUGGUCGUGAAUUAUAUCGGCUAGACACUAAUAGACAACAGCAACAACAACAUGAUGGUGAUAAUGAUCUUAAUAUUGACCGAAUAAAACGGAAUCGUUUUAAACGAUUCAAUAAUUAUCAACCACGUUGGCGACGUCAAUCAACUACUAUUAGUCAUAAUGGUUAUACAGAAGAGAAACGACGUUUACAAUUAAAUCUUCUUGAUUCAUCUAUGCGUAUAUUACGAUUAGAUAAUUUUAUGACAACCGAUUGUAAUGAUGAUAUGAUAAUGUUCCUUGGUGGUAUACCACCUGAUCAUUAUCAUUUACGUAAACGAAUGCAAAAUCUCGGUUUCUCACUGACACCAUUUGCUGGUCGUAUUGGUUUUACAAAUGGUAAAUUAAGUCAAUCUGGUGAAGUUUAUCUAGCUGAUUAUGCAAUUACAUCAGUUCAUCAAUUUGGGGAUACACAAUUUACUGAUUCAAGACAACUUGGUGAAAUUCGAGUUAUUGAAAAUACCAGUCCAAAAUAUCAAUAUUGUUUACAUUUAACACCGCAUCAUUUAUACACAGCGUCAGAAUUGAAAGAACCACAAAAUUAUGCGCCGUUCGAACCUGGUAUCAGUAUGACAGUACGAUUUAACCCGUUGAUUAAACCAACCAAUGAUGUUGACUUGUUGAUUAUUCAACCAGGACAUGCAGAAUGGAUACGUAUAUUCCUUACGAAAGAUUAUCGUUUAGGGAUUGUUCUACCAGGUGUUACUAAAACACUAUACACACGUACAUCAUUAAUAUCACGUGCUUUGAAUGAUCCUUAUGCGAAUUUAUUGAAUUUAGAAUUAGCGGAAUAUUUGAAUUUAACGCAAACUUUACCAGUAUGGAAUAAUUUAUUGAAACAAAUUACACCGCCAACAACAACCACACAACCAUUGAUAACAUUGAAUAAUAUUGAAUCAAAUCAAAAAUAUGAUGCGAAUUUAAAACAGUCUGAUAUUGAAAUAGUAGUGACAUUAUAUUUUGGUAAAAUUGACACGGAACAAUUAAUUGUACUAUUUGAUCAACAUAUUGUACAAACAUGGACAAUACCGAAACAACCAAAUAUUAAAACAAUCAGGCAAAUUUAUAUUGGACCACAAUUAAUGCCAACUUAUUCAAUAAGAAUACAGUAUUUAAUUAUUGGUAAACACCUUGUAGAUUUUGCAACUGAAUUAGUUAGUAAAGAUAAUUCAUAUGGUAGUCAAGUUGGAUUAUGCGGUGGACAAUUAUAUCCACGAUUUACAGAACGUCGAGGUUUAGCUGGAUUAGUGACAAGUAAACUACAAGGAUUGGAAUUAACAGCACCACCAAGUGGACGACAAUUAAUAUUUACACCCUUUGAUGAAAUUAUGUCAAAACUUAUUAUUCCCGGUGUCAAUUAUGAUGAACAGAUGAUGUUAGAAAAUAUACGUACAGGUGAUGGAAAAAUUCGUAAAAAGAAUGAUUGUACUGAAAAUGCUGAAAAUACAGCUUGGUUUGAUCAAUAUCCUGAUUCCUAUUGGGAAAUUAGUAAUAUUGGUACAAUUGUACAACAACAAACUGCACCAUUUGAAUUUACAAUCGGUUUUCGUGCACAAUUAGCUAACACAGCACUAAUUGGUGAACAGACUAUUACAUCAUCUUCAAAUAAUAUGGAAGAAAUUGAUGAACAAGUUUACAGUUUACUAGCUACAUUUAAUUUUGGUCCAGACAAUGGAAAUCUAUAUGUGGUUUUAUCAAAAAAUCAAAUUUUUCUUUAUGCUGAUCAAAAAAAACUUUUAUGGUCAAGUCCAUUGAUUACUAUCACUGAUACAACAUGGCAUCGAUUGAAAUUAAUCUUUCAGUCGGUUGAUUCAAUUGAAGAACAAAAUGGUCCAGGUGUUGAGAAUGGAAUACAAUUAUUAUUUGAUCAUCGUCAUUUUUGGCUACCACCUGUGGAAAUAUACAAUUUACCGUUGGUUGUAUUUAUUGGAGGAAUACCUAGGUCGCUUAGUUUACAAUUACAAGAAAAUGGUCAACUUUCAAAUAUUUAUGGUCUGUUCGGAUGUAUCGAUGAAUUAAUCUUUAAUAAUGUUAGUUUAUCUUUACGGACUAGUAAUCGACCAAUUUGUUAUGAUUGUUUCAGUUUAAAUCCAACUAUUGUUCAUAUUCCUGAAAGUAUUGAUCAAUAUUUAAAGUAUAGUCUGAUCAAAUUACAGAUACCAGAAAUGUUUACUCAAUUCGGACAUGAUAAACUGACAUUUGAUUUUAGUUUCUUUUAUGAUCGUAAUACAAUUAAACAAGCUAGUUUAUUUGUAUUGACAUUUGGUGGAACAGUUGAAUUGCAAAGUGAAGAUAUUCAUUUAUGGUUAUUCCUUUCAAAUAAUGAAGUGAAAAUGGGUUAUUACACUGAAUCCAAUGACGGCGAGUUGGAAUUAAAUCAUGAAGUGAAUCUAGCCAAUAUUGGACAUAAUCAAAAUAUAUGGCAUUAUAUUAAAUUAGAUAUUACAUUUAUCAAUCAGAAUCCAUUAUUCUUAUUGAAAUCACAAACAUCAAUUAGUGAUACAUUGGCACCAUUUAUCAAAGCAAAUCGAUUAAAAUCAAUACAUCUUGGACGAAAUACUGUUUUAACAUCAGACAUCAUGAAAAAAUCCGCUUACAAUUAUCAAGGUGAAAUGUUUCGUGGUUGUAUGCGUAGUUUACAUUUGUCAACAUCAAAAGAAAUACGUAAUAUUAAUUUACCAGAAGAUUUACCAGGAUUUUUAUAUGGCCUUUGUCAUACUUCAUUAGUUUGGUAA
This is a messenger RNA of Schistosoma turkestanicum, 10911 nucleotides long. The record is from the annotation of a GenBank genome assembly. NCBI's taxonomy places the organism in Eukaryota, Metazoa, Platyhelminthes, Trematoda, Strigeidida, Schistosomatidae.